UUUUUCCCUCCCACCUACGACAAACGAGAAAAACCUUAAACAAAACCCCUUCCCAGUUUCCCGUAUUAGUAGUUUCCAGUGCUAGUUUCCGGUUUGCUGCACAGGGCGAGUGAGGUCAGAUCAGUGGGAAGAGGGAAGGAGUAUUAUUAGACGAAAGAAAUUUGAUGUAGCAGUGAUUAGUGAUUAGUGAUUAGUGAAGGAGGGAAAUAGACUCAAGUCCGAACUUCAAGAUCGCAGCCACAAUCAGAUCGCACCCAACCAUGAUUUCCGGGCUUUGUUUCCACGCUUUGUCUUCUUGCAUGGUUCUGAUCCUCCUUGCCGCAGCAGUCGCCCCACAAGUUUCUGCUAAUCUCGCUGAUUCCAUUCAAGGCUGUGGUGGAUUUGUCGAGGCGAAUGCGGCACUAAUCAAGUUGAGGAAGCCCACUGAUCCGAAGUUGGACUACUCUCACAUUACGGUUGAACUUCGCACUCUGGAUGGUUUGGUGAAGGACAGAACACAAUGCGCUCCAAAUGGAUACUAUUUUAUUCCUGUUUAUGACAAGGGUUCAUUUCUGAUCAAGGUUAAAGGGCCUGAGGGAUGGUCAUGGGAUCCUGAACAAGUGCCUGUGGUUGUCGAUAACACUGGUUGCAAUGCAAAUGAAGAUAUAAAUUUUCACUUUACAGGUUUUACCAUAUCUGGAAGGGUUGUGGGUGCAGUUGGCGGAGAGAGCUGCUCAAUUAAGAAUGGAGGUCCUGCAGAUGUCAACAUUCAGCUUGUGUCUCCCACUGGCGAAAUUCUGUCUUCUGUUUCCACAACAUCAGCAGGAACUUACACCUUCAUGAAUGUCAUUCCAGGGAAGUAUAGAUUACUUGCUUCACGGGAUGAUUUGGAUAUUGAAGUCAGAGGCUCUCCAGAGGUGGAAUUGGGUUUUGGAAACAGUCUAGUGGAUGACAUCUUUUUCAUCUCUGGCUAUGAUAUUCGUGGAUAUGUUGUUGCUCAGGGAAAUCCCAUUUUGGGAGUGCAUGUCUUUUUAUAUUCAGAUGAUGUUUCAGAGGUGGAUUGCCCUCAUGGCUCUGGUAAUGCACCGGGCCAGGAAAAAGCUCUUUGUCAUGCUAUUUCUGAUGCCGCUGGAAUCUUCAAAUUCAAGUCAAUACCCUGUGGGGUCUACAAGCUUGUUCCUUUCUAUAAGGGCGAGAACACAGUUUUUGAUGUCUCACCUCCUUCUGUGUUGGUCACCGUAGGGCAUGAGCAUACAAAAGUCAUUCAAAAAUUUCAGGUAACCGGAUUUUCUGUUGGCGGCCGUGUAGUUGAUGGGAUUGGCAAUGGUGUGGAUGGCGUGAAGAUCAUGGUUGAUGGCGAGGAAAGGUCUAACACUGACAAAGAGGGGUAUUACAAGCUUGACCAGGUUACAUCCAAACGGUACACUAUCGAGGCUAGGAAGGAGCACUACAAUUUUGAGAAAUUGAAAGACUUUCUGGUAUUGCCCAACAUGGCUUCGCUUGCUGAUAUAAAAGCCGUGUCAUAUGAUGUAUGUGGCCUCGUGCAAACAAUUGGUACUGAUUACAAGUCAAAGGUUGCUUUGACUCAUGGACCAGAAUAUGUUAAACCUCAAGUGAAACAGACAGAUGUCAGCGGCAGCUUUUGCUUUGAGGUUCCACCUGGUGAAUAUCGUUUAUCUGCUUUGUCAGCUGCUUCUGAGAAUGCUCCAGAGCUAUUAUUUUCUCCAUCUUAUGUUGAUAUCAAUGUCAGCAGUCCAAUAUUGAAUGUCAAAUUUUAUCAGGCACAAGUAAAUUUACAUGGCUCUGUCGUGUGCAAGGGAAACUGUGGUUCAUCCAUUUCUGUUACGCUUGUAAAGUUGGAUGGUAAAGGAAAGGAAGAGAGGAAAACUAGUAGUCUAACUGGUCAGAGUGAUGAAUUUAAGUUCCUGAACGUUCUACCUGGAAAAUACAGGGUUGAGGUCAAGAAUAGUUCACCAGAAGCAAUGUUGGGAGGAGAUAAUUGGUGCUGGGAGCAAAGUUUUAUUAAUGUGGUUGUUGCAAGUGAGGAUGUCAAAGGAAUUGUUUUUGUUCAAAAAGGGUUUUGGGUGAAUGUGAUUUCCAGCCAUGAUGUAGAUGCUUACCUUACUCAAGCAGAUGGUUCUCGCAUGAGCAUCAAAAUUAAGAAAGGAACCCAGAACAUCUGUGUUGAGUCUCCUGGAAUACAUGAACUUCACUUUGUUAAUUCGUGUAUUUUCUUUGGGGGUUCAAGUGUGAAAGUCGACACGUCUUACUCAUCGCCUUUGUAUUUAAAAGGAGAGAAAUAUCUUCUGAAAGGACGUAUUCAUGUUGAUACAAGCUCGAGUGGCUUGCUAAAAUUACCUGAGAAUCUCGUAAUUGAUGUCUUAAACAAUGAAGGUGCUUUCAUUGAUAGUACUACUGCAAGAUUUGUACCCGAUCAAGAUGAUCAAUCAAUCAAUGCCGUCUAUGAAUAUAUGAUAUGGGCUAAUCCUGGAGAAAAGUUGACAUUUGUCCCUAAGGACUCACGGAAACAUGCAGGUGAAAAGAAAGUUUUGUUUUACCCUACACAACAUCAAGUCUCAGUGACACAAGAGGGAUGCCAACCUGAAAUUCCUCUAUUUUCUGGCCGACUUGGAAUGUAUAUUGAAGGAUCGGUUACUCCUUCCCUUUCUGAUGUUCACAUUAGAGUAAUUGCUGUGGGAGACAGCCUUAAUGCUGCUCUAAAGCAAGGUGAUUUAGCACUUGAAACUAGCACAGGAGCAGACGGGCUGUUUGUUGCAGGACCUUUGUAUGAUGAUAUAACCUACACAGUUGAAGCUUCAAAGCCUGGUUAUCAUGUCAAGCCAGUUGGUCAUCAUUCUUUUUCUUGUCAAAAACUUGGCCAAAUUUCUGUACGCUUAUAUUCCAAUAACGAUGACAAAGAGCCGUUUCCUUCCGCUUUAUUAUCGUUGAGUGGUGAUGAUGGUUAUAGGAAUAAUUCAGUAACGGGAUUAGGGGGAACUUUUUUGUUCGGGAACUUAUUUCCAGGGAGCUUCUACCUCCGCCCUUUGUUGAAGGAGUAUGCAUUUUCACCUGCUGCACAGGCAAUUGAACUGGGUUCGGGUGAAUCCAGAGAAGUCGUCUUUCAUGCCACCCGUGUUGCUUACAGUGCAAUGGGUGUGGUUACUCUCUUGUCUGGUCAGCCAAAAGAAGGUAUCUCCAUAGAAGCUCGGGCAGAGUCUAGAGGUUUUUAUGAAGAGGCAGUUACAGACUCAUCUGGAAGUUACCGUUUGAGGGGACUUCUACCUGAGACAACUUAUACCAUCAGAGUAGCAAAGAAGGGCAAGUUUGCUAGCGGCCGCAUUGAGCGUGCAUCUCCAGAGGAACUUUCCAUUAAGGUUGAAUAUGAGGAUAUUAAGCAAUUGGAUUUUGUGGUUUUUGAACAUCCGGAGAUGACCAUUUUAAGCGGCCACGUUGAGGGAAAGAGAAUAAAGGAACUACAUUCUCAUCUUCGAGUGGAAAUCAUGUCAGCAACUGAUCCAUUGAGGACAGAGGCUGUUUUUCCCUUGCCUUUGUCAAAUUUUUUUCAGGUGAAGGACUUGCCAAGGGGAAGGCACCUUGUGCAGCUUCAAUGUGUUCUACCAUCUAGUACACACAGGUUAAGGUCUGAGGUUAUCGAGGUCGACCUAGAAAGACAGAGUAACAUACAUGUUGGUCCAAUCAAAUUUGAGGUUGAAGAGGAUCACCAGAAGCAGGAACUGACUGCAGCUCCUGUAUAUCCUUUAAUUGCCGGAGUUUCAGUGAUUGCACUGUUCAUCAGUAUUCCAAGAAUAAGGGACUUGCACCAAGCAAUAGCAGGAUUGCAACUCUCUGGAUCGACUGGGACUGUAAAGAAAGAUGCCAAAAGACUAAUACCAAGAAAGAAGACUUAGUGAAGACUUUAUGCUCUGGAAUCUUGUAGGGAGAUCCGAGCAAGGCUGACUUACUUUUCGGAGAUUAAUCCUGAAAAGCUUUGCUGGUUACAUGAGCGGUCUCAUGUUUGCGAAGAUAUGAAUUUUGUUAGAUGGGAAGAAUGUAACUGCUUAUCAAAUAUUGUGAGGUACUUGUAAUCGUCACUUUGUAGGAUGAGGCACCGUUUGCUUUUUUUUUUUUUUUUUGUGAAAAAAACAGGAGGAGGGAUAGGAAGAAGGGAAGAGGAUCGAUAAAGUUAUUCGGUGUUUGAAUUGAUUUUUGAAGGGAAAGGAAGGAGAGGUAGGGGGAUAAGGGUAGUUGUUUUACACAUGUUUCAUUUCGGUGCGAAAGUGGAGGAAAACAGAGGGUGGGGUAUAGGAAAGGUUUUCGACUAAAAUAGUACAGUACUAUCUCAGAUGUUGUUGUGUUUAGAGGAAUUACAGAGAGUUAUAGUAUUAGUGUCUACUCUACUGCCUUUCCCUCUCCUUGCUGUCUUUUUGCCAGAAAACAUUUUUCUUUUCUUUCUUUUCCUUUUGGUUGGUUGGAUUAUGAAAACUUCUUUAUUGGAAUCUUCAUUUCUUUCCUUGAA
Messenger RNA from Coffea eugenioides, 4495 nucleotides. Its product is annotated as nodal modulator 3. The record is from RefSeq and is a predicted model, not a curated record. The coding region runs from base 261 to 3887 and encodes 1208 amino acids. Gene Ontology annotation, cellular component: endoplasmic reticulum membrane. Gene Ontology annotation, molecular function: carbohydrate binding. Lineage: Eukaryota; Viridiplantae; Streptophyta; Magnoliopsida; Gentianales; Rubiaceae. The transcript is spliced from 27 exons.